AUGGGGAAUCAUGUGACCGUGAUAAGUUCUUCAGGAAAGAAUAAAGUGGAGGCUUUAGAGCAUCUGCAUGCAGAUUAUUUCCUGGUGAGCUCUAAUGCGGCGGAGAUGGAGGGAGCUGCGGCGAGUCUUGACUACAUUCUCGACACCGUUCCGGCUGUCCACGCUUUAGACCCUUACGUUUCACUUCUCAACGUUGGUGGGAAGUUAAUUUUGGUCAGGGUUGUCACAAAGCCCCUCCACUUCAACACCGAAGACUUGGUUCUAAGGAAGAAGAAAUUGACGGGAAAUUUCAUAGGAAGCAUUGCAGAAACACAAGAAAUACUGGAGUUUUGGGCAGAGAAGGGUCUGAGUUCGAUGCUAGAGGUGGUGAAGAUGGAUUAUAUAAACACAGCUUUUCAGAGAUUGGAGAAGAAUGAUGUGAGGUACAGAUUUGUACUUGAUGUUGCUGGCAGCAACCUUGAAUGAAUGAAUGAUUCAUAGCUCAUUUUCCAAGAAAAUACCA
Molecule: messenger RNA, 502 nt
Organism: Hibiscus syriacus
Lineage: Eukaryota; Viridiplantae; Streptophyta; Magnoliopsida; Malvales; Malvaceae
Product: probable cinnamyl alcohol dehydrogenase
Exons: 2
Coding region: 1-465 (154 amino acids)
Biological process (GO): lignin biosynthetic process
Molecular function (GO): cinnamyl-alcohol dehydrogenase activity
Source: RefSeq, a predicted model, not a curated record